UUCUCUCUUCGGACGCGGUGUUAGUGUGUGUGGACAGAGGAGUCAUGGCUCAGCGCUCUGUGUGGUGUGUGUUUGCUCUGCUAGCACUGCUGCUGCCUCUGGAAGUCCUGUGUCAGGGAGACUUAGACCUGUCCGAUGCUCUUCCUGCUGAUGAUGAAGACAGUAAAUCAUUGACCCCAACACCAAAACCAGGAGCACCAGCAGCACCAGCAGGUGGACCAGGAGGAGAGUUGAAACUUGAUGACUUCUUUGAUGACCCUGUCACCACCAAAGCUCCACCCAAGGUUGUGCCUAAGCUCCCUGUAGCAACCAAAGCCCCAAUCAAGCCCAAACCUAAGCCAGCUGCUGAUGAGUUUGACCUGGCUGAUGCCUUGGACCCCAAAAAUGACAUUGGUGGCAAGGAUAAGAACAAGGGGCAGGGAGGAGGAUUGUCAGACAGUGACCUGGCUGACGUUGGCAAAGAUGACACCUACAAACCUGAUAAAGGCAAAGGUGGACGGCCCAGUGGUGACAGUGAUCACAUUAACCAGUAUGAUGACAACAGUGAGACCACAGCAGAGGUGGGAACCAUUGCAGGGAUCGUUAGUGCUGUUGCCAUGGCGCUAGUAGGUGCAGUCACCAGCUACAUCUCCUACCAGAAGAAGAAGCUGUGCUUCAGUAUACAGCAGAGUCUGAACACUGACAUGGUGAAAGCUGAGAACCCUGAAGCUGUGGUGGCUACAGAACCACAAGUCCAACAGACUCUCCUGGAGCCACCCAACGCUGAACCCCCCACUGAAGAGAAUGCUGUGUAACUCACUCACACACACACACACACACACACACACACACACACACACACACACA
This is a messenger RNA of Scomber japonicus (chub mackerel), 846 nucleotides long. It is a transcript of the gene cd99l2, whose product is annotated as CD99 molecule-like 2. NCBI's taxonomy places the organism in Eukaryota, Metazoa, Chordata, Actinopteri, Scombriformes, Scombridae. Bases 45 to 794 code for a protein of 249 amino acids. The record is from RefSeq and is a predicted model, not a curated record. The transcript is spliced from 10 exons.